Cantharellus anzutake is the source of this 1606-nucleotide messenger RNA. RefSeq lists its product as uncharacterized. The transcript has 5 exons. The record is from RefSeq and is a predicted model, not a curated record. Lineage: Eukaryota; Fungi; Basidiomycota; Agaricomycetes; Cantharellales; Hydnaceae. The annotation marks the transcript as partial.
GACCUGGAUCGCUGCUCUUUCUUCCUUUAUAUCGAUGGGGCUCGUAGUCUUACCGAGGAGCCUGGGACUGGAAGCAAUGCACGAAAUCAGAGCGCUCACGAUGCUUUCACGCACGUAUUAAGUUGGGUGAACAAUCUGCCUUUUUUCACCUUGUUCCUGUCAACAAGCGUGAAAUUAAGGUCGUCUGCCGCCACUACGAUGGCCCCCCAUCCGUCAACGAGAGUCUCGGAAAAGACUGAGUUGCUUCCAGAAUAUACGGUACUGCCGUUUGACAUAUUUUCGCGAGGCCACUGGCAACGCGCUGGUCACGAAAGAGAUCUGAGCCCGCCGAUUACGGUGAAGAUGGUAUGCUCUAGUGGUACCAUGGUUUGCUUUGGUAGACCCUUGUCAAGUGUCUUUGCGUUCGCCAUGAAAAACCUCGAUCCGUUUGGUGCUGGGGGUAUUCGAGCCGGACGCAAUGAGGAUAAGGCUAGAGAUGGAACAGACACAUCUGCUAUGCUUGCAUCCCUUGACAUCAGGUUCCAACUCUCAUUUGAUCUUGCGCGGCACGCCGCACGGUCAAAGAUCUCAACUUUGGUCGAGUCCUAUAUGCGAGUCGUCUAUGCGGUGCCGUUGCAUCGUGAAUUCAUAUACUCAGGUUAUCCCUCUGAACCCAUUCUUGUCGAGGCCGCCGCACGGUUGCUCAACCAAGGGGGUCGCAGUGACUCUGGGAGCUGCCUACCGCCCAUUGCCUCCAAAGGGCCAAAUAUACUGAAAGCCGGAUAUCGUGAAGGGAUUCUUGAUUGCGGAGAGCAUGCAGAGGCCGUAGGACGUUUGCUGGUGACCAUCGCCCACGAUGCUGCCAUGAUGUGCCAUAACCCGUCAUACGGAUUUGACCCGGUAUUCCAUAAACCCGUCAAAGUCCUCGACUUCCUUCUGUCCCUCGAGAGGGCAUACGAAAACGCUUAUAUCAGUUUCUCACACUUCGUUCAGGUGGGAGAUUCCCAAGUAGUUCGAGUGGAAUAUUUGUCCAAAUUGCUUCUGCGUGGGGCUGCCUUAAACUGUUACGUUGAACGGUCCUCUAUCGACCUUGGCUUCGUUAUUCCGGUCUUCUUCGGGGGUCUUGAACAGCCCAUUGAUCGAGGCAAGACAUCUGCACUCCAAGUGCAGAUCAGGAAUCACAAAAAUAGCUCGACGUGGCUGUCCUAUCGCUCAUUCUUGAAUUCGGUGCCCAGACUUCAUUGGUCGGCGUACAAUCCUAUCCACAUCAUCAAACCCCGAGUGGCGAGAGGCUACCCGAUGAACACCACUACCUCAUCGUGGCACAUGGAUGUUCUUCCACCACUUAUUCGGUGAUACCAGCGGAACUUGAUAAGAAGUAUGCUUCCUUGCUGCGACACUCAGCUUGUUGGAUCAGUUCCCCAGGAAGAUCAAUAUUCACCAGGCCUUGCAGCAGAAACCACUUUUCUGGGGUGAAAAGGCCGAAUAUUGGAGUUGGUGAGAGCUCGUUGGUUAUCUGAUGUGAUCGCUACCUUGCGCCCGAAAGCUACCAAGUGAUGUUGUGUCAGUCAUUCUAAUGAGCUCCCCGUCCAAUGCAAUGUAGUGUGCAGUAUUCACAACUUUUCGU